AUGGGUCAGGUAGUCAUAUGAGGUGCUGUGAGGAGGUUGUUUGUGCUGUCUGUGAGUGGAGCUUCCUAUUUUGGUUCCAUGUGACCUUCACUUUCUCCUUAAGGCCCUAGCUAACCCCAGUCAAUACCACAGCAUAGAAAUACAAACACUAGACCAGAAUCAGUCAUUUAAUUAGAGGGGUGGCUCUUGGCUGUUCGACAUUCCCAUGUUUCUUCUUUUGACAGGUUAUAUCCUGGGGUUUACAUGUGAUGUAUAUGAUUUAUAGUCUGUAAUAGGAUGGAGUAAUGUAUUCAGAGGUUGACCCUAGUGAGGGGUUAUUUCUCAUGGGAGUGUCAUGACCCUACAUAAUAUUCUGUUGACGGUAGUUAGCUGUAAUAACCAAGGGAACAUGAUUUACAAUCAACCCUCCAUUUGGGCAUGUCACCAUUUAUAUACACUACCGGUCAAAAGUUUUAGAACACCUACUCAUUCAAGGGUUUUUCUUUAUUUUUACUAUUUUCUACAUUGUAGAAUAAUAGUGAAGACAUCAAAACUAUGAAAUAACACAUAUGGAAUCAUGUAGUAACCAAGAAAGUGUUAAACAAAUCAAAAUAUAUUUUAUAUUUGAGAUUCUUCAAAUAGCCACCCUUUGCCUUGAUGACAGCUUUGCACACUCUUGGCAUUCUCUCAACCAGCUUAACCUGGAAUGCUUUUCCAACAGUCUUGAAGGAGUUCCCACAUAUGCUGAGCACUUGUUGGCUGCUUUUCCAUCACUCUGCCGUCCGACUCAUCCCAAACCAUAUCAAUAUACAAAUAAAUCACAGACAGUGUCACCAGCAAAGCACCACCACACCAUAACACCUCCUCCUCCAUGCUUUACGGUGGGAAAUACACAUGCAGAGAUCAUCCAUUCACCCACACCGCGUCUCACAAAGACACAGUGGUUGGAACCAAAAAUCUCCAAGUUGGACUCCAGACCAAAGGACAAAUAGCCCAAGCAAGUCUCUUCUUCUUAUUGGUGUCCUUUAGUAGUGGUUUCUUUGCAGCAAUUCGACCAUGAAGGCCUGAUUCACACAGUCUCCUCUGAACAGUUGAUGUUGAGUGUCUGUUACUUGAACUCUGUGAAGCAAUUAUUUGGGCUGCAAUUUCUGAGGCUGGUAACUCUAAUGAACUUAUCCUCUGCAGCAGAGGUAACUCUGGGUCUUCCAUUCCUGUGGUGGUCCUCAUGAGAGCUAGUUUCGUCAUAGUGCUUGAUGGUUUUUGCGACUGCACAAGUUUCCGUAUUGACUGACCUUCAUGUCUUAAAGUCAUUUCUCUUUGCUCAUGUGGGCUGUUCUUGCCAUAAUAUGGACUUGGUCUUUUAACAAAUAGGGCUAUCUUCUGUAUACCCCCCACCUACCUUGUCACAACACAACUGAUUGGCUCAAAUGCAUUAAGAAGGAAAGAAAUUCCACGAAUUAACUUUUAACAAGGCACACCUGUUAAUUGAAAUCCAUUCCAGGUGACUACCUCAUGAAGCUGGUUGAGAGAAUGCCAAGAGUGUGCAAAGCUGUCAUCAAAGCAAAGGGUGGCUAUUUGAAUAAUCUCAAAUAUAACAUAUAUUUUGAUUUGUUAAACACUUUUUUGGUUACUACAUGAUUCCAAAUGUGUUAUUUCGUAGUUUUGAUGUCUUCACUAUUAUUCUACAAUGUAGAAAAUAGUACAAAUAAAGAAAAACCCUUGAAUCAGUAGGUGUUCUAAAACUUUGGACCGGUAGUGUACACUGAACAAAAAUAUAAACAUAACAUGUAAAGUGUUGUUCCCAUGUUUCAUGAGCUGAAAUAAAAGAUCCCAGAAAUUGUCCAUACGCACAAAAAGCUAAUUUCUCUAAAAUGUUGUGAACAAAUCUGUUUACAUCCCUGUUAGUGAGCAUUUCUCCUUUGCCAAUAUAAUCCAUCCAUCUGACUGGUGUGGCAUAUCAAGAAGCUGAUUAAACAGCAUGGUUAUUACACAAGUGCACCUUGAGACAUCUGUGGCACUGUGACAAAACUGCACAUUUUAGAGUGGCAUUUUAUUGUCCCCAGCACAAGUUUUGAGGGAGUGCGCAUUUGGCAUGCUGACUGCAGGAAUGUCCACCAAAGCUGUUGCCAGAUAAUUUAAUGUUAAUUUCUCUACCAUAAGCCCCCUCCAACAUAGUUUUAGAGAAUUUGGCAGUACGUCCAUACGUCCAACAGGCCUCACAACCUCUGAGCACGUGUAAGGCGUUGUGUGGGCAAGCGGUUUGCUGAUGUCAAGGUUGUGAAGAGACUGCCCCAUGGUGGCAGUGGACAAUGAACACAGUUGCAUUUUAUUGAUGGCAAUUUGAAUGGACAGAGAUACCGUGACGAGAUCCUGAGGCCCAUUGUCGUGCCAUUCAUCCGCCGCCAUCACUUCAUGUUUCAGCAUGAUAAUGCACGGCCCCGUGUCGCAAGGAUCUGUACACAAUUCCUGGAAGCUGAAAAUGUCCCAGUUCUUCCAUGUCACCUAUUGAGCAUAUUUGGGAUGCUCGGGAUCGAACUGCCUUAGGUCAGUUAGGAUCACCACUUUAUUUUAAGAAUGUGAAAUGUCAGAAUAAUAGUAAAGAGAAUGAUUUAUUUCAGUUUUUAUUUAUUUCAUCACAUUCCCAGUGGGUCAGAAGUUUACAUACACUCAAUUACUAUUUGGUAGCAUUGCCUUUAAAUUGUUUAACUUGGGUCAAACGUUUCAGGUAGCCUUCCACAAACUUCCCACAAUAAGUUGGGUGAAUUUUGGCCCAUUCCUCCUGACAGAGCUGGUGUAACUGAGUCAGGUUUGUAGGCCCCCUUGCUCGCACACGCUUUUUCAGUUCUGCCCACAACUUUUCUAUAGGAUUGAGGUCAGGGCUUUGUGAAGGCCACUCCAAUACCUUGACUUUGUUGUCCUUAAGCCAUUUUGCCACAACUUUGGAAGUAUGCUUGGGGUCAUUGUCCAUUUGGAAGACCCAUUUGCGACCAAGCUUUAACUUCCUGACUGAUGUCUUUAGACUUUGCGUCAAUAUAUCCACAUAAUUUUCCUUCCUCCUGAUGCCAUCUAUUUUGUGAAGUGCACCAGUCCCUCCUGUAGCAAAGCACCCCCACAGCGUGAUGCUGCCACCCCCGUGCUUCACGGUUGGGAUGGUGUUCUUCGGCUUGCAAGCAACCCCCUUUAUCCUCCAAACAUAACGAUGGUCAUUAUGGGCAAACAGUUCUAUUUUUGUUUCAUCAGACCAGAGGACAUUUCUCCAAAAAGUAAGAUCUAUGUCCCCAUGUGCAGUUGCAAACCGUAGUCUGGCUUUUUUAUGGUCGUUUUGGAGCAGUGGCUUCUUCCUUGCUGAGCGGCCUUUCAGGUUAUGUCGAUAUAGGACUCGUUUUACUGUGGAUAUAGAUACUUUUGUACCUGUUUCCUCCAGCAUCUUCACAAGGUCCUUUGCUAUUGUUCUGGGAUUGAUUUGCACUUUUCGCACCAAAGUACGUUCAUCUCUAGGAGACAGAACGCGUCUCCUUCCUGAGCGGUAUGACGGCUGCAUGGUCCCAAGGUGUUUAUACUUGCGUACUAUUGUUUGUACAGAUGAACGUAGUACCUUCAGGCGUUUGGAAAUUGCUCCCAAGGAUGAACCAGACUUGUGGAGGUCUACAAUUUUUUUUCUGAGGUCUUGGCUGAUUUCUUUUGAUUUUCCCAUGAUGUCAAGCAAAGAGUCACUGAGUUUGAAGGUAGGCCUUGAAAUACAUCCACAGGUACACCUCCAAUUGACUAAAAUGAUGUCGUUUAGCCUAUCAGAAGUUUCUAAAGCCAUGACAUCAUUUUCUGAAAUGUUCCAAGAUGUUUAAAGGCACAGUCAAUUUAGCGUAUGUAAACUUCUGACCCACUGGAAUUGUGAUACAGUGAAUUAUAAGUGAAAUAAUCUGUCUGUAAACAAUUGUUGGAAAAAUUAGUUGUGUCAUGCACAAAGUAGAUGUCCUAACCGACUUGCCAAAACUAUAGUUUUUUAACAAGAAAUUUGUGUAGUGGUUGAAAAAUGAGUUUUAAUGACUCCAACCUAAGUGUAUGUAAACUUCAGACUUCAACUGUAUGUCGCGCUGCAUGAGGCAAAUGAUGGUCACACUAGAUACUGACUGGUUUUCUGAUCCACACCCCUACCUUUUUUUUUAAAGGUAUCUGUGACCAACAGAUGCAUAUCUGUAUUCCUGGUCAUGUGAAAUUCAUAGAUUAGGGCCUAAUGAAUUUAUUUCAAUUGACUGAUUUCCUUAUAUGAACUGUAACUUCAACUUGAAAUGUUGCAUGUUGUGUUUGUAUUUAUAAGUAUAAUAUUUUUUUGCAGUGUUGUCUUUACAUUAGCUUCUAUUAUGGCCUAUGAAUAGCUAAUUGUCUCUUAAAGGGAGGGACUGUUUAUUUUUACUCACCAUUAGUUGGUGAAGCUAAAUUGAUGCCCAGCUAAUAAAGUCUCCACACAAUGAAAUAUUUAUAAGGCUAGUGUUAACUUACCGUUUAACAAGAAAGUGUGGAGCUGCUGCACAUCCAUUUAUUGGGUCAGAGACCAAAGAACAAACACACACACACACACAGCCUUACAGAGAGAAAGAGAGAGUGUAAAUAUGUUGCAUGUUAAUGUGUCCCUCUGUAGCUCAUGUUCUGCUUAUUUUUAUUUCUUGUGUGUUUUUGUUCUAGCUUGGGUGCGUGCGGGUGGGUGGGUGCGUGUGUCUAUGUCUGUGUCUGUGUGCAGAGGUUCUCAGCAGCCUUCCAAAUGAAAUCAGCCGCCAAGCCAAGUCCUUUACCACAGUUUGCGGCAGGAAUUCAAGGUCAGCGCUACUGAUUGUGCUGAUGCGUUUUAUUCUCUGGAGCCAGUGGUGCUGGACUGUAUGACUGGGGGGUUACCACCGCUGACCCCCACCCAUCCCCACCAGCCCCACUACACACACCUUCAUCCUUCCAUUAUCACCCCGGUGCUCCCCUGCAAGGGAGUGUGCAUUUAGCCGUUAAAUUAAAUGGGGGAAGGGUGGUGGUGUUCCUCGCCGGAGAGCCAGGAGAUGGAUGGGGAGAGGUGUCCUGAUUUCCCAUGUGACCACAAUAAUUGUGUUAUAAUAGAGGUGGGGGCUGAGGGCCCAUCAGCAGAGGGGCAGAGGUACACCUCCGUCUCCCCCUCCCAUUCCCCUUCCUCAACAAAGAGACCUGUAGAAAAUCAGGAAGAGUCUGUCAUUUUCACAUAUUAGUAUCUGGGUUGCUUUCUCAUUUUGAAGCAUGCGUGGCCAAUUUAUUCAAUGAAUUAUACAUUUAAAUGCAUGAUUAUUUAAACGAAAAGUGGUUUGAUAUCUUGGUAUGUGAAUAAUCUAUGAUGGGAUGCGUACAGUUGUUCCCUCUCCUCUGACCUCCUAUCCUCCCUCUUGCUCUCUUCCUCCAGGCACCAUGAGGCCGGUCCACAGGAACUUCUAUGAGCCGUCGUCGGCCCCGGGGAAGGGUGUGGUGUGGGAGUGGGAGAACGACAGCAGCUCCUGGACGCCCUACGACAUGGAGAUCUGUGUGACCGUCCAGAACGCCUAUGAGAAGCAGCACCCCUGGCUGGACCUGACCUCUCUGGGCUUCUGCUACCUCAUUGACUUCAACAGCAUGACCCAGACCAACCGGCAGAGCCAGAGGAAACGCCGCCUGCGCCGACGCAUGGACCUAGCCUACCCUCUCAUCAUGGGCUCCAUCCCCAAGUCCCAGUCUUGGCCCGUGGGAGCCAGCUCCGGCCAGCCCUGCUCCUGCCAGCAGUGCAUCCUGGUCAACAGCACGCGGGCUGCCUCCAACGCCAUCCUGGCCUCUCAGCGCCGUAAGCUGUAUGGGGGGGCCACGGGACCUUCAGGGGCUACAGACACGCUCACCGUGGUACGGCAGAGUAACACCUUCACUGGAACCACCCUCUGGUCCCCCACCUCCGGUGCCGGGACCAAUAAUAUACAACAUAACAACAUAAGCGCAGGAGGAGGCCAAGCCAAAGCUGAACAGGUGCAGUCGCCCCUGUCUAGUGCCAACUUCCCCUGUUCCCCGGCACUGUCGUCCCAUCCGCCUGCACAUGGCCACUCCCACGCCCACUCCCAUGGUCACCAUGCCAUCAUCAAUGGGCAGAACAACCUGAACCGGCCGGGCACCCAGCGCAUUUCCAUGGGCACUGCCAGAGGAGCCAUCCCACUAGGGUAACCAUGACAAUCAUUUGGAUUACAUUCCACUACAGAUUUGCUAAACAAAACAUGAGAAUAACACAAAGGCACACAACAAAAGCACAUCCAGUUAGUCUGUAGAAUGCAUUUUAAAUUUGAUGACAAUAGAUUAAGCAAUUGGAAGGUAUUAAAGGGGAAAAUCUCUCUCUAUCUAUACUAUGUAUGAAUAUCGGAUACCAUAUGGAGAUAGUAGGGAUGGAAUGGGGAGAUGGGUGAGGCGAGAAGACUAGACGAGAGAUAUAGAAGGAGACAGAGAGAGGAGAGCAAGAGCAAGAGAGAGAGAGAUAGACGUGAGAGAGAAGUAGGGAUCGAUGAGGGAGAGCGGAGAGGGGAGAGAAGAUCGAGAGAGAGAGAGAGAGAGAGAGAGAGAGGGAGCGCAGAGGAGAGAGAAAGGAUAGAGGAGAGAGCGAGAUGCAGAGAGAGAGAUAGAGGAGCGAUAGAGAUACUUAUCUAUCUAUAUAGCGCUAUCUCUAUCUCUCUCUCAUCUCUCUCUCUCUCUCUCUCUCUCUCUCUCUCUCUCUCUCUCUCUCUCUCUCUCUCUCUCUCUCUCUCUCUCUCUCUCUCUGCACCUCUUGUUAACUGGGGGAUCAACGGCUCUGCAGAGGGAGCUCCAGGUCAUUGACAGCUAUGCUGCCGCUCUCAUCUCUCCUCUUUAUCCCAUAUCUUCUCUCUCCUCUCUGUACUUACUCCUCUCUCAUCUCUCUCUGCACUGGGAAGUGUAGGGAACUGUUUCCUUCUGCUCCACAUUUGAAUCUUAGCAUGGUUGUCCUGAAUAAUAAGCUUACGCUUGCCUCAAUAGACUCUGAAUAGCUGCUCUGUGCCUCUAAUUUUACCCAGUUCAUUUCUACCACACAGUGGUGUUAGCUAUGUGUCAGGUUAUUCUAUUAUUCUAUGCUUGUGUGAGUGUAAGCCUGUGUGUGUCCAUGUGUAAAGCUGUGCUCCCAUGUAGCUGUGGAAACCCAUUUGCCGUGGCGGCAGAGAUACACUGGGGAGAGAUGAAUAAUAGAUCAGGGAAAAAUGGGAGCUUGAGCAGAGCUAUCUGACCCGAGAGCGAUUCAGUGAGGGGAACUGAAGGAAAUAAGUAUGUAGAGCUGUAACCGAUAUCUCAGUCCCUAUCCUGUUUUCUUUACUAAAAUAAACCCUCUCGUGAACUCAUUUCAUUCCAUUUCCCUCUCACAGCUGAUGGGGAGAGAAACAGUUAGACAGUAUAUGUUGAAAUGAUGCUGUCCUUCAGGCAGACACACACUGACUUCACAAGGCCUAGUUCUGUGUAAGGGAAUGUGUGAUGUUGGCAGCUCAUGGAAGCACAUGACUGAGUGGACAGGUGGCAGAUUGAUAUUGCCCUGAGCUCACCUGAGCGUGUGAAACAGGCAGGAGUGUAUUAUUGUGUGUGUGUGUAACAGCUGAGAAGUCCUGUGGUGAUUUAUAAGGGCCCUAUCAAAUCAGAGGCCUGGAGUGGAUGGAGUGCUCGUUUCUCAACUCUGUGCAGUGGGCAGGAGGGAACUGUGAGAGGCUGUGGGAGAAGACUGUGAGAAAGACAGAUAGAGAGAGAGCGAGACAGAGAGAGAAAGGGGUGAGGUGGAGAACAAUGUUUACCAGGCAAGUGGCUCUACACACAAAGGAAGAGUGUGGUUAACAACAACACACACAGCAGGACACAGACGCACAGACACAUGAAUACCCUCACACAUUUCAGCGAGUUCAUUUAUAGACAGAUAACAGUAAAACACACACCCACACAUAUUGGACACAAUACCUCUGUCGCCAAUGACAAAGAAUGCAGUUGAAAUAAUAACCUUGUGAUAACAUGUAGAUGAUUAUAAGGUAGUUUAAUGAACUAGUUUACGACUGAAUAAUUUCAGGCUUAGUUUCACUAUCCUCGAACAUGUAGUCCCCUGUAGCUCAGUUGGUAGAGCAUGGCGCUUGCAACGCCAGGGUUGUGGGUUUGUUUCCCACGGGGGGCCAGUAUGAAAAUGUAUGCACUAACUGUAAGUCGCUCUGGAUAAGAGCGUCUGCUAAAAUGACUAAAAUGUAAAAUGGUUGUUGUGAUGUCGUAGUAAAUAUCAGAGGGGGUGUAAAGAGCACCCCCUACUGGUCUGUCUUAACAUGUCACAUUUGCUUUCAUAUUGGGUUUCCAAUGGUUGCCACCUGCAAUUCACUUUCCAAUUGGCCUUUACGCUUGAUCUUCUGUACCUAAAUAAGAAAUGUCAGAACACAUAUAAAAGCAACGUAUAAAAACAACCCUACAACUAGGAACUUAUUCUUCCAAAGAGGAAGAAACUAGAGUGGAAUAAAGAGCAUAUCACCUUAUUAGAUGUUAGAGAGAUAAUUCCUAAUGAACAAGGCCUCUGGUUCUCUAUCUAUCUGCAGUGUACAGAGCACAGAGUUGCAGAGACACUUGCAGAGUUUGCUCCAGUCCUCUGUGAUGUGAAUUUGACAGCGACAAGCCACUUCCUUAUCACAACUUCCUCCAUUCACUUCCCCAUUUGAGAACACAGAGAUUGUUUGUGAGGUCUAAAAGAUAGGAAAUGUUUUUAUUUCUUUGUGUGUUCUCUAAAGAUGAAGACGGCAGAGGAGGCAUGGUAAGUGAGAUCCUUUAUACUUGCACUACUAGCUCAUUUAAUUAUGAGGCAGUUAAUGGUACUAUGCUGCCCAGCAGUGCUCUCUGCCCUUGGCUGAGUGAGUAGGAUUUGUUUUGGUGCUCAUGUCUCCUUCUAUUAACUGAUUAACGGUGUUGGACUCUGUUCAGACUGGAGAGCUAGCUAUCUGAUAUGAACAGGCCAGGGGACGCAGCAGGGAUUACACAGCCCUACCGCUGCGCUGCACUGCUCUGCUCUCCACUAGAGCCCUCAGCCCUGUCUCAGCCCUGUCUCAGCCCUGUCUCGGCCCUGUCUCCAUUAGAUAGAAUUAAAGGAGAAAUAACUUAAUAAAUGAUGAAUGCCCAUCCGGACCAAACCGAUGCAAUUGUAGAGAUGCUCUGUGUCAUUAUUGCUUAUUUGUCUGUUUUGGGGUGCUUUGUGAAGUGCAUUACUCCUGUUGUUCUCUCUCCCUGGCCAGGUCUGCCUUCCUCUCCCAGUCCUCCACCACAACAAUAUAAAAUCAAGCACUUUUGGAGUUCUCCUCUUCUCCUCCUCCCCCUGUCUUCCUGGUGCAUGAUAAACAGAUGAGGAGAUAUAAGGGCUCCGUCAGCACUUCUCUAACUGGGCCUAAUUUGGUCUCAAUCGGGAGGAAAUCACAUAGCUCUCAGUCUAAUUAAGUCCUGCUCAAGUCAGGCUGGAAAGUCAGUCUGGGAGAGAGGUGAGGGGAAGGAAUGGAGGAGAGGAGGGGUAAACAGGAGUGAGAAGAGAGAGCAGAGAAUGAAGAGAGUGACAAGGGUUGACUGAACGAAAGAGAUAAAGAGGUUAAUGGGUCCGUACUAACUCAUGGAAUUUGCUUGAAAGUGAAAUACUAAAUCACUCCUACAAUAUUGUAGCCUACACUCAUGUGUUCAGUGAACAUGUGUACCUAUACUGUACAUUUGUAAGGUACUACCUCCUGAUAAAAUCUGAACACCAGCCUUAGUAAUAGAUGUAAAUACAACUAAAUGCUCUUUAGAUCUUAGGAGCGAGUGUGAGGCCUUUAGGUGUGCAGCUGUGGACUCGUGACCAUGGCCCUGGUGAAGGGCUGGAGGGGGGAUGUAGGUCAGCAGUGGUCCAAACGCGUCACUGGCCCCAGAAGAACUCAAGGGUCUUGUUAAAAGCUUAAAGUUACUAGCUUCCCAUAUUUUGAAAUAAAAUGUAGCAAGAAAUGCUGUUGCGUGUUUUUGCUCAACAAGAGGUUAUAUGGUUGAAUGACCUCAUGGCAUUAAAAUGUCUCAAUUACAAAUGCUGUAACACUUCCACGUGCGUGUGACGGCGCUAAGGGCUCUUGUUGUAUGUUGCGCUCUCCUGGUGAGAAUUAGUUGUUCAAUCACAAACAACCCCUCCAUGCAACGCCUGAAUUAUACGUGUUUCAAGCAUACAUGCACACAGCUGUCUGACAUACAUCAUAGGCCAUUACACUGGCCUCGUAUCUCUACUCGACUACUCUGUGGCUUGGCCCUGCGUAGCACUACAUUAGUUCCCCUGAGAUUGGAGAUAAGGCAGAUCAGACCCAGAGUGUCCAGGUCACGUGGGCCUUUUAUUUCUGUAGAGUUCAUUGAAGGGCUCCCCUGGCACAGGAUCACAGGGCUCUACUGAUAUCAAAGCAGCCUCUCGUUAGUGAUUUUGUAAGGGAGGUGCUGAAGAGCUACUAGAGAGAGUGAGAUAGAUGGGGGAAGGGAUCUCCUAGAUCAAUGGUAUUAAUGUUACAUAAUACCUUUGGGAAACUAAGAAAAUGUAGAUCAUUCUACUGUAAUUAAGUGGCAUGCUUCUUGCAUGUACUGAAAUACUGUGUAAGUUAAUACAGUGUAAUAAUUCAGUCAUUAAAGCUGCUCUCUUUUCAUUGCGACUGUUGUCUAAGCACUCAACUGUUUUGGCUGCAUUUUCUUCUAUGUGGUCCUCUCCAUCUCUGCAGAUCAGUUGUUAUUUUUUCUGCACAGAGUAGCAGAAGCUGCAGCAGCAACAGAAGCUCAGUCUGCAGUCUCUAACCCUAGCUCCUCUGACAGGUGACCUUUCUCUGCAGCCUGGUCUGCCCUGUAUGGGAGUGCCCUCUAUUACCAGACUGGAGUGGAGGCCAUGUUUUCUCAAAAGGGACUUACCAACACACACAGGCUCAUCAUGACCCACAUGCUUUGUGCACAGCUCUCUAUCACUUCCUAUUUUAGCUGUCUUUGCGAGUAAACAGUCUUCCUCCUCUGUGUGGAGUGUGUGUUCUGAAUCAUGCCCUGGUUCAACAGUUUGUAGAUGAGUCAAGCGGUCCUGACUGUUUGUGGUGUAGCUACUAGCUAGUACACGUGACCAUGGACUAUUUGCACUAUGGCAACAUAUUCCACAUCUGUGUAAGUGUGGCUGUUCUAAUUGAGAAUGUGCAUUACUUAAUAACAAUGAACUAACUGUAGCGUCAUUAUGUUUACUCUUUUGAAAACCUGAUUUCAUAUUGGACGUUUUUUCUUCUUCUGUAGGGUGCCUCCCCUCCCUGUUAAGAACCUGACUGUCUCUGGACCAGUUCACCCAGCAAUUGCAGGUAAUUUCUCUUCUCUUUCGCAAAUUGAAAUAAAAUAAAAAUUAUCGGAGGCUGCAUUUAAUUGAGUGCAUUAGUUCUCAUCCAUUUUAUUACUCAACCCAACAUAAGCUACGUCAUGGAAAACGACGUGGACAAAGCCCAAAACAAACAUACACAUAUAUAUAUAUAUAUAUAACACAGGGCUGUAACCCAAACAAAAGAGUGAGGUGUAAACCUCUAAAUAAAUACAUGGGACCAGUAAUAACAAGUGCACAAUUACUCGGCAUGUAAACUGUAAUACAAUGUACUCACAAGACCAACGGACAUGGGACAAUAUUCAACAAGGACAAUGGGGAACAGAGGGCACAUAUAUACACAUACUAAUCAGGGGGAAUGGGAACCAGGUGUGCGUAAUGAGACAAGACAGUCCGGGGUUAUGGUAAUGAACCAGGUCAGUGACGUAGACCUCCGGGGGGAUCCGUGACACUCAUAAUAGUAAACCAACAUGACUAUUUUCUUUCUUGUAUGCAUGUGUGUCUAUGCCAGGUAUGACAGGUAUCCUGAUGUGUGCGGCUGGCCUGCCUGUGUGUCUGACCAGGGCCCCUAAACCCAUUCUGCACCCGCCGCCCAUCAACAAGAGUGACAUGAAGCCUGUGCCUGGGGUCAACGGCAUCCGCCGCAAGACCAAGAAGCACCUCAGGAGAGGUAUGUAUGUAUGUAUGACAGAGAGGACUCUAAGGACCACUGGAGGGGGAAGGGUCUAUCAUGGAGCAUGAGACAUAUGCUAUUGACACAUUGAGAUGUAAAGUAAAUACCUUCUCUGGAUAAGAAGGGAAAGGGAGGGCUUACAGUCACAGUCACACUCAGCAUAUUUCAUGGCCUUCCCACCACAUUGAAAUUAACAGAGCUAUUUCCACAACCAUAAUUAAGAGGAAGCCAUUGUAGUGAGAUGGGUUGAUGAUGAUCUAGUGGUGAGAUGUGUGGCUUUAGCUGAAAUGGCGCUAAGCCAAAGUCGAUUUGACGCUGUGGAAAUCUCAAGCGUCACCGGGGGAGUCUUUGUCCUAAUUGGUCAGUGAGGCUGUGGGUUUUCCAGCCCUGCAUCAGUCUGUUUACCCAGACACCCCCUCUAUGGCCUUCCUCCCUUCCCUCUGUCCGUCCAUCCCCGGACACAGACCCAGGCAUUGGGAUGGGAUGACACCACAGAUUGAUAAAUGGGUUGAGGCCAAUUGUUCCUGCAUUGAUGCAGCAUAGCUCCCAUGGAGCAAGGCAGAGAGGGAAAGAGAUCUGUGGUUAUCCUGACCUGUUCUGGCUGCCGCUCAAAAGGAGGCCAAAGAGGCCUUUGAUCCAGUUAAUGAAGCCAUUAAAAAGGCACUGCCUGAAAAUGCAUAGGAGAGAGUGGGGUAAAUUGAGCCAAAUGGUUAGUUGAGGCACCCCUUGUUUCUAGGAAACCAUACACAAAAUUAAUUAUGUGACCAAAUAUUUAGAAAAAGGUCAUAAUUUCAUGGAGUAUGUGAAGGAAGAAACCACAUGGCAAAGUGGUAAGCAAGUUAGGUCCAGAAAACGGCUUUUUCACAAAGUCAAAUGAAAAUAUUGUUUUAUACAUCAGUUGGGGUCUCUAUAAGCUACAAUAUGAGGUACUAAACCUAGCAUGAAAGUGUAUCCUUGUAGCUGUGUGGGCUAAUGUAGUCAAAAUGUUUACCUUGGGGUAAGUUGAGCCAAUGGCCAACAUACCCCAUACAAAUUAUGAUUACAUUUAGUCAGUUUUAUGCAUAAUAUGCAUAGUAUUUUUGCAACGUGUCAUGCAUAUGAACUCAAGAGAGUGCAUUUUUAUUGUUACCGAGCAGACAUUAUCGUGCCCCGUGUAUACAAACAUAAAGCAGGGGUCUAGCCCCCCUUGAGGUUCUUGAGAGAGCAGCCAAGGAAGUGAGAGAAGGGAAGAAGUCCAAUUCUAGCUGCAGCAAGGGAUGAGAAAAAUAGACUGAAUGACACUGAAGAAAAAAAAUAACCUGUGCGAAAGAGAGGCUAUGAUAGAGUAGGUCUUAUCUGAUGACAUGGAGUCUGAGCUUGCUAAACAUAUCAAAAAUUUCACAGACCAGUUUCAUGGGCUUAGUAGCCUCAAAUGCAGAGAACUUGCCUACAAAUUGGCACAUCGAAACAACAACUGGUCAAGAAAUGGAAGGGGAAGUGAUAUUGAACAGAGAGAUCUAUAUCUGAAAAUAAUGUAGGUAUACAUUUAAGAUAUUCAAUAUACCACACCCCCAUUCCAUGAAUUCAACUUUGACCUACCAGCACCAUCACCCACUGUCACAGGACAUCAUCACCCACCUACCCCAAGGCAGCUCAACUGACCCUGUCCCUAGGCUAAAUUUGCCAAGAGACCACUUCUUUUGGACAAGUUAUGUUUUCAAAACUGAUAUGUUUACAUUAAUUCUGAUUAUUUCCAGGGAUACACAACAUAGUGAUGCUGAAUGUAAAAAAUAGCUCAACUUACCCCACUCUCCCCUAAUUAAAUCCUUCUCCCUCUCUCUCUCUGUCUCUCUCUCUCCAUCCCUUUCUCACAUUGUCUCUCUCACUUUUCUGUCUCUUUCUCUCUCUUCCUGUCAGCCAUGCUAGCUUGGUUUCACACUGGGAUUAGCUUAGUGUGUUGGGUGAUGGCUCAUUGUUCUGUGUCACUUUGAAGGUGACCUCCUCUUCAACAUCACACACUGUAUUUAUUCGCACACUCUCUCUUCUUGGACUGGUCUGAUCACAAUCAAGCAGGGCUAUGAUACUUUAGACCAAGACCAGUCACUGGGUUUACCUAUUGCUCAUAUAGACUUCUCCUUAUGCAGAUCCAUCUAGUCAUCUUUAGGUCUUCAAGGGACAAAAUGCAUCUGUCUUCGAGUAAUGAUUGUGUGUGUGAGUAAGUGUUUUUUGUUCCUUUCAACCACAUGCCUUCAAUGUUGUGUUUGAUUGCUAGGGAAAAACCCAGAGGAUGUGGUGCGGAAAUACACAGAGAAAGUGAAAGUAGCCCCUGAUGAGGUAAGGAGAGUCCUGGAUGACACACACUUACACAGGUUUAAUACAGUUUCAAAUCAUUAUACAGUGUAUUAUUGCUAUGCAUCCCAACCCUACAGUAACAUACAAUAGCUGUUAUGGUCUAACUGGUGCCAACUCACCUUCCCUUCCCAGGACUGCACCAUCUGCAGGGAGAGGCUGGUGAUGUCAUCGGGCUACGAGGCUGUCAAGGGCAUAAAGCCAGAGGUGGUGGGCAAGCUUGGCAAGUGUGGGCACAUGUACCAUCUGCUGUGCCUGGUUGCCAUGUACAACAAUGGCAACAAGGUGAGAAAGAGCAUACGUGCCAGCGCUUGUUAUGGUAUCAUAAUAUAAUAUUGUAUAGUAGUGGGUGAAAUUGUAUAGUAGUGGGUGAAAUUACACCCCCCAUUUGAUGUGAUGGGGUAUGCUAUGAUAUCAAUUUGAUUAGAUUGAGAUCAAACCAAUUCAGAAGCAGGUCUUACUCUGAUAAACAUGGUUCAUGGACAUUUUAAGGCAUAACCAGGAAACUAAAUUAUAAUAAUAUUUGUUUAUUAAAAGCCAAUUUAGGACAGAAGGAGGAUCUAUGUUCAUGAAACCAACUCUAGAUUAGAUUCAAGUUGUUUGAUUAGAUUAGUUAUGAAUAUUGAACAUUGAAUCUGUACCUAUCCAGGAUGGCAGUCUGCAGUGUCCCACUUGUAAGGCUAUCUAUGGGGAGAAGACAGGCACACAGCCCCCUGGGAAGAUGGAGUACCAUGUCAUUCCCCACUGCCUGCCCGGCUACCCAGAGGCCAAGACCAUCCGCAUAGUCUAUGACAUUGCUGCUGGCAUACAGGUCACCACCCUCAUAUCCUCCACACUCACACAGUUCACUCAUCCACUGGCUCUCUUUCCUAGGUCUAUUCUCUUCCAUCUAUGGUGCUAUAAUACUGCUGUGUCUGACAUGAGGAGGCUUCAGAGGGUGUUUGAUGACGUUUUUAGUGUUGCUCAGGGGGUUGAAGUGCCCCAAAGCCGUGUGACUGCAUCCUUGUAAAGAGAGAGAAAGAGAGAGAAAGAGAGUGAAAUAGAGAGAACGAUUCACCUCCUCUCUUUGCAGGGGGCGGGGGUGGUCAAGAGGAGAGGGCUGCAAAUGUCAUCCUUUCUGCAGAGCUGAGCUUUAAUAGAGUCAAUAAAGUGACCUUUCUGCCAGAAGAGCAAGCUUAGCCUCCCUGGGCAGGGGAGAGAGAGGCUGGGGCUGUCUGUCCCCUGCCGUCCACACUGCAUCAGAACAACAUACCACAGCCCACUCACAGUGCCCCUGCACACCACUCACACUCCUCACUCCCCCCUUUUAACACAUCUACACUGACAGCUGUACUCUGUGUAGGAAAGUCAUGAUAUAGUAAUGAUACAGAACAUUAUGAAGCAGAAUGGAGUACAAUGAGUAGGGUGUAGCAUGUCAACACAUAAGACCUGCAUCACACAGCAUGGCAGUUAAUUGGUUGUUUUACAGCUGGUAUAAAGAACCUGUUUCUUAAUGAAAGGGGGAAAGGUUUAAUUUGGCAGUGGCAUUCAUUUCCCCCCAAAUUAAUGCUUUAAAAGAGUGCAAAUAAACCCACCAGAGUAGUCUGACUACGAGUAUACAAGCUUGUCCCGGGGGCACAUUUGACAUUUCCCUCUUGACUGAAUGUUGUUGUUUUUGUCCUUUUCACCAGACCACAGAGCAUCCCAACCCAGGGAAGAAGUUCAGCGCUAGGGGGUUCCCCCGGCACUGCUACCUCCCAGACAACAACAAGGGCAGGAGGGUAAGACUUACAGUACUGUCUGUCUGUAUAUGGGAAGAACAGUUUUUCAAAAUACGUUAUGUAGUAGGCAGGUAGCCUAGCGGUUAAGAGCAUUGGGCCAGUAACCGAAAGGUCGCUGGUUUGAAUCCCCGAGCCAACAAGGUGGAAAAAUCUGCCGUUCUGCCCUUGAGCAAGGCAGCAACUACUGCUCCCCGGCCGCCGAUGACGUCAAUUAAGGCAGCCCCCUGCACCUCUCUGAUUCAGAGGCAUUGGGUUAAAUGCGGAAGACACAUUUUGGUUGAGUGCAUUCAGUUGUGCAACUGACUAGGUACUGUAUCCCCAUUCCCUUCUCUACCCCCUUGAAUGGACUAGAACAGGGGUGUCAAACUCAUUUUAGCUCAGGGGCCACAUGGAGGAAAAUCUAUUCCCAAGUGGGCCGGACCGGAAAAAUCAUGGUAUAUAUAACUUAAAAACAACAACUUCAGAUUGUUUUCUUUGUUUUAAUACGAUCAACAUACAACAUAAAGCUGGAGCCUGAGGACAGUGUGUCCAAAAUAGUACAAGCACAACAUCACUAAUAAUCAUAAAACACGUCAAUUUUAUUUGAAAAUUCUAAAGAAAAAGAACACACAAACACACAAUGCCUCAGGGAUUAACAGAACUGUUUCACAGAUCACAGAACUAUAUCAGGGUGUCAUUUCUCAGGCAGAAAUGUAGAUACAAAUAAUGAAAUCCUGUUCCCCAAACAAGUGCAAGAACCACAGAGUCAAGAAUAGGUUAAAUAUACAAAUAAAAUAAAAUCAAUUAAAAACAAUAGCACAUCAACAUAAAAACAUAUAAACAUAAAGCUGGAGCCUGAGGACAGUGUCCAAAAGCACAACAUCACUAUUAAUCAUAAACACCUCAAGUUAUUUGAAAGUUCUGAGGACAAAGAACACACAAACACACAAUGCCUCAGUGAUUCACAGAAGUAUAUCACAGAUCACAGAACUAUAUCAGGGUGUCAUUUCUCAGGCAGAAAUGUAGAUACAAAUAAUGAAAUCCUGUUCCCCAAACAAGUGCAAGAACCACAGAGUCAAGAAUAGGUUAAAUAUACAAAUAAAAUAAAAUCAAUUAAAAACAAUAGCACAUCAACAUAAAAACAUAUAAACAUAAAGCUGGAGCCUGAGGACAGUGUCCAAAAGCACAACAUCACUAUUAAUCAUAAACACCUCAAGUUAUUUGAAAGUUCUGAGGACAAAGAACACACAAACACACAAUGCCUCAGUGAUUCACAGAAGUAUAUCACAGAUCACAGAACUAUAUCAGGGUGUCAUUUCUCAGGCAGAAAUGUAGAUAAAAAUAAUGAAAUCCUGUUCCCCAAACAAGUGCAAGAACCACAGAGUCAAGAAUAGGUUAAAUAUACAAAUAAAAUAAAAUCAAUUAAAAACAAUAGCACAUCAACAUAAAAACAUAUAAACAUAAAUCUGAAAGCGUUGCUCAAACUCCCGUAACAGUCCCGUUAUUUUAUCUUUGAACCGCUUCAUGUCUGCCACAUGUUGGGUCGCGCACACAUUUUUCAGACAGGGGAAGUGAGCUGCAUCACCACCGGCAAGUUGCGUCUCCCACAAUGACAGCUUCAACUUGAAAGAACGCAUGCUGUCAUAAUACUGCGUGACAACUUUGUUGCGCCCUUGCAGCUGUUUGUUCAAGUUAUUCAGGUGCUCUGUAACAUCCACCAUAAAUGCAAGGUCCUGCAUCCAUUCUGCGGAAUGAAAUUCUAACACUGGUUUGCCCUUUUCUUCCAUGAACUGUUCAAUUUCUUCUCGUAAAUCAAAGAAACGCCUCAGCACAGCACCUCGGCUUAACCAUCUUACCUCAGUGUGGUAUGGCAGGCCAUAGAUGUGGUCUUUCUCUCUGAGAAGGCUGUCAAACUGAUAGUGAUUCAGGCUUCUGGAUCGGAUGAAAUUAACAGUUUGGAUGACCACCUUCAUGACGUUAUCCAUCUUUAAUGACUUGCAACACAAAGCCUCCUGGUGCAAAAUACAGUGAAAAGUCAAAAAAUCACGUCCUCCAUUUGCAGAUUGCACUUUCUCUCUGAACUUUGUCACAACGCCUGCUUUUUUCCCGAUCAUUGAGGGCGCACCAUCUGUAGCCAGGCUGACAGCGCGGGACCAGUCCACUCCGACCCUGUCCAGCGCGCCGACGAGUACGGUAAAAAUAUCAGCUGCUGUCGUUGUAUCUGUCAUCGGCACCAACUCCACGAACUCCUCGGUGACGGUCAAUGUGUCAUCAACUCCGCGGAUGAAAAUGGCCAGUUGUGCAACAUCUGUAAUGUCUGUGCUUUCAUCAAUUGCAGCCGAAAACGCAAUAAAUGACUUUACUUUUUGCUUCAACUGGCUGUCCAAAUCCACUGAAAGAUCGGAAAUCCUGUCUGCAACUGUGUUUCUUGUCAGGCUGAUAUUUGCAAAAGCCUGCCGCUUUUCAGGGCACACAAUCUCCGCUGCCUUCAUCAUGCAUGUUUUUACAAAUUCACCCUCACUAAAUGGUUUUGAAGCCACUGCGAUUUCAUUAGCAAUGAGGUAGCUAGCUUUCACUGCAGCGUCACUGAUGUCUCGGCUGUGAGUAAACACAGACUGCUGUUUCUUCAGACCCGCCAACAGUUCAUUCACCUUCUCUCAUCUCCGCUGUCCUUGAAAGUUGUCGGCAUGAAGACUCACAUAGUGGCGACGAAGGUUAUAUUCUUUCAGCACUGCAACAUGCUCUGAACACACCAAACAUACAGCUUUCCCAUUCAAUUCCGUGAAUAAAUAGGAUGACCAUUUUUCUUGGAACACUCUGCACUCUGCGUCCACUUUUCUCUUUUUUGACAGAGACAUAUUGGGGCAAUGAGGGUGCCAAAGCACAUAAUGUUAAAAGUAGAAGCCGUAAUAAAUAUCGCGGGCAAAACAAAGUAGCUCAUUGGCUGCACGUGCUUGACCUACUUGCUCUGCCCCGGUAUAAACAGUUUGCUUGCUUAACACAAUUGCUAUUGCGCCACCCAGUGGACGCAAUUGGAACAGCAGUUUAUUUUAUUGAAAAAUUGCAGCGCAUUUUUAUACUUUACAAAUAUAUAUAUAUAUAUAUAUAUAUAUAUAUAUAUUUAUCUUUUUUUUUUCUUUUUUUUAUCAUCUCGCGGGCCGGAUUAAACCCGUUUGCGGGCCUGAUCCGGCCCGUGGGCCGGACGUUUGACACCCCUGGACUAGAAAGAGAGAUGGUGACUACACUGCACUGUGAGCUGCUGUAUCUAUCUAUCUGGGCUCUCAUCCUCUGUCCAUCUGUCUGUCCCUAGGUCCUGAAGCUCCUGAUCAUGGCGUGGGACCGCCACCUCAUCUUCACCAUCGGCACGUCCAGCACCACAGGCGAGUCAGAUACAGUGGUGUGGAAUGAGAUCCACCACAAGACAGAGUUUGGCUCCAACUUGACGGGACACGGCUACCCAGACCCCAACUACCUGGACAACGUCCUGACAGAGCUGUCAGCCCAAGGGGUGGGACAGGACAACCUGAAGGACUGA
This is a messenger RNA of Coregonus sp. 'balchen', 19619 nucleotides long. The record is from the annotation of a GenBank genome assembly. Lineage: Eukaryota; Metazoa; Chordata; Actinopteri; Salmoniformes; Salmonidae.